AUGUUGUACAGAACAGCUAGCACUAUAACGGUUGUAACAAAUAAUUUUAUUACACAUAGAAGUUUUGCAUCUAAGUUAAUUUUUAGUGAAUACGGUAAUCCAGUUGAUGUAGUGAAAAAAGUAACGGUGACAGUGCCAGAACCAUCGUCAGAUGAAGUACUAGUAGAAGUCCUCUCGUCGCCUGUCAAUCCUGUGGAUAUUAAUAUAAUACAAGGCAAAUAUCCAGUAAAAAAAAUCUUCCCAGCGGUUCCAGGAUCGGAAGCUGUAGGAAAAGUUAUAAAGGUUGGAAAAUACGUGGAAGACUUUAAAGAAGGUGAUCAUGUAGUACCUUUAGAAUAUAACUUAGGUACCUGGACGACACAUAUGGUGUUAUCUAAAAGAAUAAUUAAAAAGGUACCAAAUAGUCUACCUGUGGCUGAAGCUGCUAUUCUUAUGACAAAUCCUCCUACAGCGUACAGAAUGUUAAAAGAUUUUGUUAAGCUAAAAAAAGGUGAUACAGUGAUUCAAAAUGCAGCAAAUUCUUCUUGCGGGCAAUUAGUCCUACAACUUUGCAAAAUGUGGGGUAUUAAUUCAGUAAAUGUUAUUAGAGAUAGACCAAAUAUUAGUGAGUUAAAACAAGAAUUAAAAACACUUGGUGCUACACACGUCUUAACAGAAGAAGAAUUACGCACUACUGAUAUUUUCAAAUCAAAAACAGUAGCAAAACCAAAGUUAGCUCUAAACUGUGUUGGUGGUCAAAGUUCCACCGAAUUACUAAGAAAGUUAGAUCAAAAUGGUACUCUAGUGACUUAUGGUGGGAUGUCCAUGCAACCUGUAAAAAUACCUGUGUCUGCUUUAAUAUUUAAAAAUAUUAGUUUCGUAGGGUUUAGUGUUAAUAUCUGGAAUAGCAAAUCAGACAUUAAAGAAAGGGAUAUAAUGUUGGAUGAACUGAUAUGUAUGUUUAUGAAUGGUGAUUUGAAAAUACCACCUUUUCGUGCUGUGGGUUUAGAUAAUUUCCAAGAAGCGCUGGAAGCAGGACUAUUAAAUAAAUCUGGUAAAAAAUAUCUUUUAGAAAUUAAUAAAUAAUAAGGA
Diabrotica balteata is the source of this 1071-nucleotide messenger RNA. NCBI's taxonomy places the organism in Eukaryota, Metazoa, Arthropoda, Insecta, Coleoptera, Chrysomelidae. The record is from the annotation of a GenBank genome assembly.